Molecule: messenger RNA, 4172 nt
Organism: Tetranychus urticae (two-spotted spider mite)
Lineage: Eukaryota; Metazoa; Arthropoda; Arachnida; Trombidiformes; Tetranychidae
Gene: Br140
Product: bromodomain-containing protein 140
Biological process (GO): regulation of transcription by RNA polymerase II
Molecular function (GO): protein binding
Source: RefSeq, a predicted model, not a curated record
GACACAGCAGUGAUGAGAGUAAAGCUAUGAGUUGUUUUUUUCUUAAAGUGUAUAAAGUAAAAAUUGAAUAUGUUUAAUUAUAAACCUUCUAGUACCAUUAUUUACGUGUGUAUUAUUAUCAACCAAUCUUCCAAGGCGGCAAUCAGAUAGAUUAUGGCCUUUCAGUUGAUGGUGUUAAUUUUUUUCAAUUGAAAUUUAACCCUUUCUUUCAUUAUUGAAGCGGACCUGUUGGGAAAAGUGACAAUCUGUUUAUUUUGCAACAUCACGAAACCAUCAAAGUUUAUUCCGCUGAGUUGAAGUUGACAAUAUUGUUGUUUUUAUCUCAUCAAGUUGAUCUUUCUAUUACCAAGAAAGGACUUUAUUAACCUUAAAGAAAAUCUGUGAUCAUUAUUUGUGUAUCAAACAUUUAUCAUCAUGCAUUCAUUUCUGACUAUUCAAUGUUGAAAAUUAUUUCCCGCAAACAAUAUUUCUAACUUCAUAAAAGAUCUGUUUCUGUUUGUCUUUUGAUGAUCCAUAAACAUUCAAUAUCUGCAAGUGACUUAAAUUGUUUUUCUACGUCUGGCGCUCACAAUCGAGGUCUUAAUUUGUCAGUUUAACUUUUAAAAAUGGUUUUAAGCUCAAAUGACAUUGAUGUGGUUGAAUUUCUAGCCAAUCUUAAAGCUAGCAAACCACCCUAUGAAUGUCCUUUUCGAGAAUGUGGAAAAAUUUACAAAAGUUAUAUAGGAAUGAGAUCUCAUAUGUUAGGUUUUAACCAUGUCACUGGAACAAAAGACAAUGGAUCUCCAAAUUUAAACCAAUCAGGUUUUGGCAAAAAGGGUAGAGGCCGCUGGCAUGGUCGUCAAUGUAGUAGAUCUCCUUCUCCUUCUGAUUUCAUUAAGAAUCCUGCUAGAGAAGCCCUAACUUACGCCGAAGCCCAAAGAAUGGUUGAAAUAGAAAUAGAUGGAAGAACCCAUCGAAUCAACAUAAAUGAACCUAUGAAUAUAGUUCACAUUGAUGCAAAAAAUGGCUUUAGUAUGAAUGGAUCCGUGGAGGAGACUAAAGAAGAAAAUGGAGAAGCGGAGAAAUCUGAAGAAAUUAAUCAAGUGAAAGGUGGUAAAUCUGGUAGAGGAGGUAAAGGUGGAAAAGGUGGUAAAGGUGGUAAAGGCGGCAAAGGAAAAAAUCGAGGUAAAGCUAAGUUUGGCAGGCCAUCAAAAAACAAAAAUCAGACUCCUGCAGAACCUCAAACACCAUCAGCCAAUGGACCUGUUUUACCUGCUCCAUCUUUUCGCGUUCUCUCUGACUAUAACCCACCCGAUGCACCACCUAGACCGACCUCUUAUUUCAGGUUCAUCGAUAAAUCUCCUGAUGAGUUGGACGAAGAAGUUGAAUAUGAUAUGGACGAAGAGGACUGUGCCUGGCUUGAAUUGAUAAACUCUAAAAGAAAAUCUGAUGGAUUGAAUGAAGUACCUGCUGAUACUUUUGAACUUCUAAUGGACAGAUUAGAGAAAGAGUCUUAUUUUUCAAGUCAAAACAGUGGUAAAGAAAUGGGUCCAGCUAUAGAUGAAGAUGCAGUUUGUUGUAUAUGCAGCGAUGGCGAGUGUCAAAAUACAAACGCUAUUCUAUUUUGUGAUAUGUGUAAUUUAGCUGUUCAUCAGGAAUGCUAUGGAGUUCCGUAUAUACCUGAAGGUCAGUGGUUAUGUCGAAGAUGUCUCCAAUCUCCAUCUCGAGCUGUUGACUGUGCUUUGUGUCCUAAUAAGGGUGGAGCUUUUAAACAAACCGAUGACAAUCGUUGGGCUCAUGUUGUCUGUGCUUUAUGGAUACCUGAAGUUUGUUUUGCCAACACUGUUUUCCUUGAACCAAUUGACAGCAUUCAAAACAUACCCCAAGCAAGAUGGAAAUUAAAUUGCUCUAUAUGCAAACAAAAAUCAGUCGGAGCUUGUAUACAAUGUCAUAAAAAUAACUGUUACGUUGCUUUUCAUGUUACCUGUGCUCAACAAGCCGGACUUUACAUGAAAAUGGAGGCCAUUAGGGAAGUUACUUCAAAUGGAGUUGUAACAAGUGUACGAAAGGCUGCUUACUGUUUAACUCAUACACCAACCGAUGAAAAUGGUGUUAGUUUAAGUGGUGUUUAUAUUAGUGGGGAUGAUGAUGAUUCUAGGUCUAGCUUCAUUAAACGAAAUCAAAAUGAAGCUCUAUUCAAAGAAAAGAUGCGUAAAGCUCGUAAAAUGUUGGCCGAAAAGCGUUCCGUUUUGCCUGUCGUCUCAAUACCAACCAUCCCAGCUGAUAGAUUAACUAAAAUUGCAUCUCUUAUAAACAUACCUAAACGUAAUCAAUUCAUCCAACGACUUCUUGGUUAUUGGACAUUAAAAAGACAUUCCAGAAAUGGAGUACCUCUCCUUCGUCGACUUCAAAUAUCAUAUGCGGGAGCAAGAAAAGGCAGUGAUUUAAAUAAUGAUGAUGAGCAAGCUAUUAAAUUAAGGGAUGAGCUUAAAUAUCUUCAACGUCUUCGCCAAGAUCUCGAAAAGGCUCGACUUUUAGUGGAAUUAAUAAGGAAAAGAGAAAAAUUAAAAUUAGAAUACAUAAAAGUACAUCAAUUAAUUGUUGAGACUAGUUUUCAACCAUUGAGUCAUCAUUUAAGAAAAGUCAUCACGCAAUUAGAAGCUAAAGAUCCCCAAAAAAUAUUUGCUGAACCUGUAAACACUGAAGAGGUUCCUGAUUAUCUCACCUUCAUCUCCCAUCCAAUGGAUUUCUCCACAAUGCGAUCAAAAAUUGAGUCAAAUUCUUAUAAAAAUUUUUCCCAAUUUGAAGCUGAUUUUGAUUUAAUGAUUAACAACUGCAUGUCCUACAACAACAAAGAUACAUUAUAUUAUAAAGCUGCCGUUAAAUUGAAAGAAGCAAGCAAACCAAUUAUCCGAGAAGCUAAACUGGCUCUUGAAAAACCUUUUGUACCCAAAACAGAAGACGAUUCAUCUACAUCUCUAUCAUCUUAUCAAACAGCUUCUGAAUCCAAUGAUGUUGACACUAAAGAAGCUGAUAAUCAAAUAACUAAAGAAAAACUUCGUACUCCAGCUGGUAGAAAACGGCCAACCAAGAAACACACAGGCUCUCAAAGCAAGAAACCGACAACAACUCCUCAUACUGUUCAAUCAUCUCUAGAAACGCCUCAAGCAUCCCCUUUCCCAUCUUCAUCAGUUCCCCAAACAGAUAGUUUCAAAGUUUAUCGAUCCAUCAUGAAUGCAGCCAGCGAUUCAGAUUUUAAUUCUGAAAGCUCAAGAUCUUCAGCCACCACGGCAUCAACAGAGUAUUCAGGAUCAUCUCAGUCUUGGACGACCAGCUUACAAGCUUCUUGUAAUAGCAAGGCUAGUUCAGAAGCACGUGAAACUCCAACUAACCCUCCAAGACCAACUUCUCGCUCAUCGAGAUCUGAUAUUUCAAAUGAUAGUCAGAACUUAAUACCAUUAGAGCCCUUGGACCUAGUAUGGGCCAAGUGUCGUGGAUAUCCCUGGUAUCCAGCCCUGAUUGUUAAUCCAGACAUGCCAAAGACUGGAUAUUUCCAUAAUGGUGUCCCCAUCCCAGUACCUCCAGAUGAUGUGCUUGAAUUGAGAGCGCAACAUGCCGAACCUGUAUAUUUAGUUUUAUUUUUUGAUGCUAAAAGAACUUGGCAAUGGCUUCCAAGGAACAAGCUCGAACCUUUGGGUGUAUAUUCGGGUUUGGAUCAAGCCAAGUUGAUAGAAUCAAGGAAACCAGCAGAAAGAAAAGCAGUUAAAAAAGCCUUCGAGAAAGCAAUCGAACAUUGUUGUAGAGUUGCCGGAGAACCUCCUGAAUCCGGAGAAUCAGAUGAUGAAGAUUAAUUUCAAAAUCAAUCAAAAAAGUUAAAUUUUGUGUAUAUUAAUUGAAAAAAAGAAAACAUUGUAAAUAGCAAAGCAAACAAACCUUCUCAUCUCUCCUUAAUUAUUGUUUUCCCACUCUCCUCAAUCUUCCUCACACUCUCUUCUUCAAUUCCCAACUCGAUGUAAAUAAUCGUACAAAUUAAGUUUUGUCUAUUCCGUUAAUAGAAUCAAUUAGGUUGAAAAAAAGAAACUCGUUGACUUUCGUUUCAAAUUUACAUGAGAUAGUCCAACUAUUAAGUGAUUAUGUUUCAAACAAAAUUAAUAACAAGACUAUCCUCUUAAUAAAGCAAUGAUGCAAACUUA